Messenger RNA from Humulus lupulus (European hop), 551 nucleotides. Its product is annotated as transcription factor LHW-like. Gene Ontology annotation, molecular function: DNA-binding transcription factor activity. The transcript has 5 exons. The coding region runs from base 165 to 437 and encodes 90 amino acids. Lineage: Eukaryota; Viridiplantae; Streptophyta; Magnoliopsida; Rosales; Cannabaceae. The record is from RefSeq and is a predicted model, not a curated record. Gene Ontology annotation, biological process: regulation of DNA-templated transcription.
CCAUUAUAAUAAGUUAGCAUCAUUAAGAAGAUAAUGGAUUUGCAAUAUGUAUUUUCUCAAUAUUAAUUUAGCUAACUGUGAAUUAUGCUCUUUGGAAUGGUCUCAGGCUGUUGUCUCUUGAAGAUGCCUACUUUGAGGACCCAGUUGGAGCUGUCAUUGAAAAUAUGCUAUUAAAAGUCCAUGUGCUUGGAGAAGGAAUUAUUGGUCAAACUGCUUUAAAUGGGAAGUACCAAUGGAUUCAAGCUGAUGGGCCAAGUGGGGAAUGGAAUUCUUUUAGAUCUACUGAAAAUAAACACACAUUUCAGGAUGAUUCUGAGGUUUGCUAUCAGUUUUCCUCUGGAAUAAAGACCAUUGUGGUAGUACCGGUUGAACCACAAGGACUAGUACAGUUUGGAUCUACUGAGAAGAUAUCUGAAAGAUUGGACUUUGUGGAUUAAACAAUGAGGCUCUUUCAGGAAACCGAAAAUCUUGAUGUGUUUAGCACAUUGGAAAAUGCUAAUUCAUAUGAAAAAGUAGAAACCUAUGACAUAAAUGGAUUGUUUGCUUCCUUA